AUGGAAGAUAGUAUGUUUGAAGAUGAAAGUGAAGAUGAUGAACUUGGUGAUAAAGAAAGCAGUUCAGAAAUAGAACAUGAUGAUAGUGAAACAUCAGAAUAUGAAGAUGAAAUUGAUCUAGAUGAUGUUACAUCGAAGAAAGGUUAUACACAAAGUACUUUCUACAGUUCAAGUUCUGGAAUGACCUGCUCCUCGAUUUCAUCUUAUUAA
Messenger RNA from Rotaria sp. Silwood1, 210 nucleotides. The record is from the annotation of a GenBank genome assembly. Lineage: Eukaryota; Metazoa; Rotifera; Eurotatoria; Philodinida; Philodinidae.